AUGGCGGCUGACGGAUCUAAGGCGUAUGAAGUAUUUCCUAACUUCCGACUGUCGGCAUUACCAAACUACACGCUGAAUAUUGGCCAAGGCAAUGGAACUGCAGUUCCUAUGACAGAGCUUUUGAGUAAAAUGAAGGAAAUUGUAAACAAAAUCUACGAAUAUACCUUGAAAGAUGACAUCACUUCCGUUAAACGUUGUAUCGACGAUGAUGUCAUGGCCUGGAACACACGUGACGAAAAUGGAACAACACCUCUUAUGACCGCAGCGACGUUGAACAGACUGGCGAUAUUAAACUUACUGCUAACAUCGAAAUGUGACGUCAACGUCACCGACGUCAACGGAAACACUGCACUCCAUCUGGCAGUAGAUGAAGGCAAUUGUGAUGCUGCCAAGCUUCUUAUAGAAAGUGGACGCGUUAUCGUGGACGCCGCUAACUUCAAAGGAGACACGCCUCUGAUGAGGGCCGCCUAUUAUGACUAUUGCGAAGCAGCCAGGAUACUGAUCUCGCAAGGUCAAGCUGAUUUGAAUAUACGUAACAAAUCUGGGCAGACUGCAUUGCUGAUAGCUCUUCAAGAAGGAAGCCGUAUGACAUCAGAUCUGAUUAUCAAAAGCGGAUGUGACGUCACGAUAUGCGAUAAUCUUGGCAGAAGUCCAUUUUAUAUGGCCAUUCAUAGUCCGUGUAUGAAGAGUUUGGACUGUGCCAGGGCUUUAGUCGAAACAGGGUACGAUUUAAGCGUGGACAAAAUGUGGAUAAUCAAUGACGAAAAACACAACCUGUUUUACCAAGACGACACCCUCUAUUCACAUAUCAGAGGAAUCCUACGUAAACCAUCCUCGGAUGGAAAUAAUAACAAACCAAGCCUCAUCACGAUACCAACGGCGUCAAUAUCUAGUUUAUGCGACAAUAAUUACACAUCAGAAGCUGUCUUGUCACCUAAUGCUAGGACGUCAUUAUCUCCUCCGUAUUCCAUAUCGCCAACACUGAAAGAGAAAAUCAUGUCAACCGAUACUCCCAAUUUCAUACCUAUACCUUUCAGUAAAAUUGCAUCAGAGACCAGAAAAUCACCAAACGCAUCAACAAUAUCUCCGUUAUCUAGUCGAAGAAAUCUUUUCAAAGAGUCAAAUUCUGUUCUUUCUUGGAAAAGACCGGAACUUGCGUCAUCGUUUUCUUCCGAUUCUGAUGACGUAGGAGAUGAUGCAUUGCAAAAAAAUCUAAAAUUGAUUAACUUACCAACUUAUCUUUGUGAAUAUAAUUCAUGCACAGAAUCCCUUAAAGACAAGCAUAUGCCAAAGGUAAACGGCGCAUGGUCUCCCGGUCCGAGACCUAAGUUCGUGAAAUCAGCGAGCGAUGGAGUCCAGUCUGCACCUUGCAGUCCAUUGUUAGGCAUCAAGCGACAGAUGAGCGCCCAGUCGGGAAAGUCCGGUUCCCUUGAGUGUAUGAACUCCCGGAAGACGUCACUUCCGUCCCGGUCGGUAGUAAAGUUCUGCACGGAGAUACACGUGUACGGAGCGAUGUGAGGCGACCUUUGUAUCGCAUUUGAGUGAAUUGUGUAUCAGCAAGUCAUGUGUAUCUGUGCCAAUAAUACGUGUUUGUACGUGCUUAUUAAGAAUGUACCGGUCGAUAAUUAUAAAUAAACGAUUUAGAUAGCUUAUGAAUGGUAAUAGCACGUAAUUAUAUAACAUAUUGGCAAUCUUAACAGGCGAAGUCGAUUUUGUUUUACUGGUAAGUUGAACAUAUAAAUAAGCUUUUAUAUCCAUGUUUACAUGACUGUAGGUAUAACUCCAUAGUCGGAACCCAAUAUUGUAAUUGUUAUAAAUACAUCCGGCAUAUAUGUUAAGCAUGACGACGAGAUAUCUAAUUGGUGUCGUGUCCAAAAAUGCAUGGGAAUAAAACACAGUUAACAUUUACAGUUAUCCGAUGUAAUUAUGUUGCUAUCCAGAAUUAUCUGCAAGAUAAAUUAAAAGGGAGGUGUUAUUUUAUUGGUCACUAUUAUGCAUUGACAACGUGAUAUAUACCUAUGGCUUUGGCAAUUGCCCAACUCUAAACUAGGUUUCACUGCAGUAUGCGAAUAAAUAUGUAUUUGACAAACUGCAGCUUCACUAUGAAUGUCAAAACAUAUUGACACUCAUAGCUAAAAAAAAACUACAUACAUUGUAUGUAUUGUAUAAAUAUAAUGUCUCAAACAGUAUACAUGUGUUGUUAAU
This is a messenger RNA of Dreissena polymorpha, 2205 nucleotides long. Its product is annotated as ankyrin repeat and SAM domain-containing protein 3-like. The transcript has 6 exons. The record is from RefSeq and is a predicted model, not a curated record. Lineage: Eukaryota; Metazoa; Mollusca; Bivalvia; Myida; Dreissenidae. Gene Ontology annotation, molecular function: protein binding. The coding region runs from base 1 to 1518 and encodes 505 amino acids.